AUGGGAAAUUCAUCUUCGAUGCUGACUCAGUACGACAUCGAAGAGGUCCAGGAGCAUUGUAAUCACGCCUUUUCUCAGCAAGAGACAGUCUCGCUGUACCAGAGAUUUUGCCAGCUCGAUCGGAGCAGCGGUGGGUUUAUCUCCGCCGAUGAGUUCCUCUCCGUGCCUGAGUUCGCCGUCAAUCCUCUCGCUCAGAGAUUGCUGAGGACGGUUGAUGGAUUGAAUUUCAAGGAGUUCGUUGCUUUCCUGUCUGCAUUCAGUCCUCGCGCCACAUUGCAGCAGAAAAUUGAAUUUAUCUUCAAGGUAUACGAUUCGGAUGGAAAAGGGUCAGUUUCAUUCAAAGACUUAUUGGAUGUGCUCCGUGAUUUGACUGGACAUUUUAUAUCUGAAGAACAGAGGGAGCAAGUGCUGAAGCAGGUUCUUGAAGAAGCAGGCUACAGAAAGGACUCAUCAUUAGUUUUUGCCGACUUUGUAAAGAUCCUAGGAAAUCCGGGCUUAAAGAUGGAAGUUGAGGUUCCGGUAGAUUAG
Messenger RNA from Linum trigynum, 528 nucleotides. The record is from the annotation of a GenBank genome assembly. Lineage: Eukaryota; Viridiplantae; Streptophyta; Magnoliopsida; Malpighiales; Linaceae.